Molecule: messenger RNA, 1216 nt
Organism: Fusarium odoratissimum NRRL 54006
Lineage: Eukaryota; Fungi; Ascomycota; Sordariomycetes; Hypocreales; Nectriaceae
Product: sarcosine oxidase
Exons: 1
Coding region: 1-1209 (402 amino acids)
Cellular component (GO): cytoplasm
Molecular function (GO): oxidoreductase activity
Source: RefSeq, a predicted model, not a curated record
AUGUCUCAACCAACUGAAUCAGUCAUCAUCGUCGGCACCGGCAUCGUCGGUUCUUCCCUCGCCUAUUUCCUGUCUCAAUCUUCGACGCCCCGAACCAUAACCCUCAUCGACCGUUCUUUCACUUCCCUCCUCGGCUCAUCAGGGAUUGCACCCGGCUUCGUCGGCCAGUUCAACGAAUCUGAAGUCCUCACCAAACUUGCAAUCGACACUGUCUCAGAAUAUGUCAAAAUUCCUGGUGGUUUUGACAGAGUUGGCGGUCUGGAGAUUGCGUUUCAAGGUGAGGGUAUUCAACGAUUGAAGGCGAGGUGUGAGGAUGCGAAGAAGCUUGGGCUUGAGGCUAGGAUGUUGAGCAUUGAGGAGGCGCAUCAGCUUGCCCCAGAAUUGGUCAAUGAGGAUGGUGAAGGGCAGGCGGUCUUCUUUGAGAAAGAUGGGACGGCGAAUGCAGUGAAAAUAACGACUUGGUAUCAACAAGAGGCGAAGAAGCAUGGUGUCAACUUUGUGGAAGCUGAUGUGAAGCAGCUCACCAUCUCGGAGGGUAGUGUCACAGGCAUUGAUGUUGUUGAGAAUGAGGCAUCGCGCCAUCUCACCGCUGAUAAAGUCAUCAUGACGACUGGAAUCUGGGCCCAAGGUCUCUCAUCAAACCUCCCCUUUCCUGUCCCAGUCAUCCCCGUUGGUCAUCCCUACAUGCAUGCUCAACCUCACGAACCACUUCCCCACAAGAUAUCUUUUGUCCGUUGGCCAGAACAUCACGUCUACGCCCGCGAUCACGGUACAAAUUUUGGCAUCGGAAGUUACGACCAUGCACCUAUCGGCUACAAACCCGACACUACAGCCAAGGGAGAGUGGGUUGACUGGUUCAAGCAACCUCUUGAUUUCGCUACGGGGUUACUUCCUCCUGCAGCAGCUCGGGAGUUCCAAGAUGGGAAUCAUUUCAACGGAGUGUUUAGUAUGACGCCUGACAAUAUGCCUCUUGCUGGAAAGGUUGAGUCGGUCGAGGGAUUGUUCAUGGCAGUUGCAGUAUGGGUUACGCAUGCUGCUGGUACAGCCAAGGUUCUGACAAGGAUUAUUGAUGGAGAAGAAGUGGAUGGCAAGACGAGGGAGGCUCUUGAUCCCGAGAGAUUUAGAGGACAGGACUUUGCGCAGUUGGAAGAGAAGUCGUUGACGGGCUAUAACUCUAUUUAUAAGACUAUUAAGUCAGGCUCGGCUUAGGGAUCAU